AUGGCCUCGAGAACCGUUCUCCCGUCGGUGACGACCAAGACGGUUCCCCGCCCUGCCCCUAAUGGCAUGGGCAAUGGUUUAUUUGCAACCGCAGAUAUCAACCCUGGUGAUACUGUCUUGCACAUUGAGGCACCAUUCGUGGCCAUUCUGGACACUCCUCGUUUGGAGGACACAUGCGCUGGCUGUUUUGGAAAGCGACAAAUGGAAACUGGGAAUGAGCUGAAAGCUUGUACAGGAUGUCGUGUCGUGAAGUAUUGUGAUCGGACUUGUCAAUCAAAAGAUUGGAAGUUUGCCCAUUCCCUUGAAUGUCCUAUUUUCAAGAAUAUCAAGCCGAUGGUACUUCCCAACAAUGCUCGCGCCCUUCUUCGUAUUGUGCUCCGCUCUGCUCGUAACAAGUAUGACCCUGAGGAGUUCAAGGUCUUUGAUGGACUAGAGACUCACAUCAAUGAGAUCUCUGAGAGUCAGGGCCAACUCGAUAGAAUUACCUUGACCGCAAGAGCUGUCAAGAAUUACUCGGGGACAGAUAUCGAAGAAGGCACAGUUUCAACAUACGCUGCAAAGUUGGAUCUGAACUCUUUCAAUCUGACAACGUCGAUGUACGAUCGUAUUGGUCUGUACCUGCACCCAUACGCUGGGUUGAUCAAUCAUAGUUGCGACUAUAAUGCCACAGUUGGAUUUGAUGGAGCCGAGCUAUAUGUCAAGGCCAUGCGUCCCAUUAAACAGGACGAACAGGUAUUCAUUUCCUACAUUGAUACCACAACACCAUACGACAUCCGACGCAAUGAAUUGAAAGAGCGCUAUUUCUUUGACUGCCUGUGCACAAAGUGUCAAAAGGGAACAGAUACAUUUGAGGACCGGUUUUUAUCCGAACCCGAAGACAUGACACCCCUUGAAACAGCGGAACGUGAAGCUCUUGAAUUGAUGCAGACGGCCACGGGAUCUAGCACAGAGCACGCGGAAGCAAUCGAAAAGCUGGAAGCUGCUAUGCACAAGCUUCACGAGACAGCUGCUUGGCCUCUCACCCGCCAACCCUAUGCUUCCCUGCGUGACAAGCUGAUUAUUUCCCUGCUGUCCGCUGGAAACUUCACUCGGGCUUUCAUCCACGCGGCCAUCAGAUACAUAAAAAUUGACCCUGUCGUGUAUGACAAGGCCCACCCAAUCCGCCACAUCCAUGCAUGGAGCCUGGUCCGGCUUACGGUGUUCAUCUCACAAGAAGGGUUCCAGCCCGAUCCUAAAGAUCCCGUGCAGAUCAAGGACUUCCAACUGAACUUCCACUACCUGAUCUGGUACAUUUUGGCUGAGCUUGCAAGCACUCAAUUGGAGAGCUGUACUGUUCCCAGCUUCAAAAAGCUGGUUGGGAAUCAAUUUGUGCAAGUUCACAAUGAAUUCAAGACCAACGGUCUCGAUCCAAGCAAGUCCAGGGGCGUUCUGGCUGCUGAAUGGCAGAAACUCGAACGUCUUGUGACCAAGGCCCUGGAAAAAGAGUAA
This is a messenger RNA of Penicillium salamii, 1488 nucleotides long. The record is from the annotation of a GenBank genome assembly. NCBI's taxonomy places the organism in Eukaryota, Fungi, Ascomycota, Eurotiomycetes, Eurotiales, Aspergillaceae.